Messenger RNA from Antechinus flavipes (yellow-footed antechinus), 2027 nucleotides. RefSeq names its product pre-mRNA-splicing factor 38A-like. Gene Ontology annotation, cellular component: precatalytic spliceosome. Bases 969 to 1949 code for a protein of 326 amino acids. The record is from RefSeq and is a predicted model, not a curated record. The transcript has a single exon. NCBI's taxonomy places the organism in Eukaryota, Metazoa, Chordata, Mammalia, Dasyuromorphia, Dasyuridae.
UGUGUGUGUGUGUAAGUAUCUUGCCGCACCAAAAAAAAAAAAAUCAGAUCAAAAAGGAAAAAAAGUGAAAAAGAAAAUAAAAUGCAAGCUAACAACAAUAAAAAGAGUGAAAAUGCUAUGCUAUGAUCCACACUUAGUUCCCACAGUCCUCUCUCUGGGUGUAGAUGACUCUCUCCAUCACAAGAUCAUUGGAACUGACCUGAAUCAUUUCAUUAUUGAAAAGAGCCACUUCCUUGAGAAUUGAUAAUUGUAUAAUCGUAUGAACUAUCUCCUGGUUCUGCUCAUUUCACUCAGCAUCAAUUCAUGUCAGUCUCUUCAGGCCUCUCUGAAAUCACCCUGCUGAUUGUUUCUUACAGAACAAUAAUAUUCCAUAACAUUCAUCCACCCUAACUUAUCCAUCCAUUCCCCCACUGAUGGGCACCCAACUCAGCCACUUUUGAAAGUAGAGCCCUAGGAAUAUUAUUAAUACCUCUUCACCUAAACAAUUCACAAUUAAUUCUUCAGAAGAUCAUUGGCUUGUAAAGGAGAGGAUCUGGCUCAGUUGCAGCUUUACCAUUGGUUGAGGCAAUCAGAGAGAGUCGAGUUGAUAACGCAGGUAAGGAGGUGUUGACACUUAAGCAGGUGUGAACUCCAGGUGAUACCUUGCCAAAGUGUGAAGCUUUUUCCUUGGGUGAACUGAUGUCAUCUACAAGCCUUGGCAGGGUAUAUAUAAAGAGUUUUUCUCGGAAGGCAUUUCCAGACAAAGACUUCAAGCCGGGAACCUGCUGGCGCUCAAGGAGAAAGAACGAGAAAGGAGGAGAAAGGAGAAAGGAGAAAGGAGAAAGGAGAAAGGAGAAAGGAGAAAGGAAAAAGGAGAAAGGAGAAAGGAAAAAGGAGAAAGGAGGAGAAAGGAAAAAGGAGGGAAUUUCUCUUGAUCCUUCCCUGUCCGCAGCGGUCUUGUUGCACUGAAAGGAAGCGAUUAGCCCAAGAUGGACAAUAGCCCAGUGAACGACGCCCAACACACCCAGGGCACGGACCUGCAGUACUUGGUGGAGAAGAUCAUCCAGAUUCGAAUUUACGAGUCCAAGUACUGGAAGGAGGAGUGCUGCGGGCUCACGGAGGAGCUGCUCACGGAGAGAGCCGCGGACCUGACGUCUGUGGGGGGGGUCUUUGGCCCCAACAGCCAGCCCACCCCGUUCCUCUGCCUCGCCUUGAAGAUGCUUCAGAUGCAGCCCCACAAAGUCGUCGUCAUCGAAUUCAUUAGAAAUGAAGAUUUCGAGUACGCCCGCGUGCUGGGGGCCUUGUACAUGAGGCUGACGGGCACCGCCAGGGACUUCCACGAGUAUCUGGAACCUCUGUACAAUGAUGAUCGAAACCUUAGGGUCCAGAACCGAAACGGAGACUUUGAAUCAAUGCGCACAAAUGAGUUUAUCCACCAACUGCUGCACAGCGAGCGAAUCUGUGAUAUCUGGCUGCCCCGGCUCCAGAAGCGCCAAGUCCUGGAAGAAACUGGCCCACCGGAGCUUCCAGUCAGCGUCCUGGGGGAGGAGACGGAGGAUGUGAACUCCCUUGAGGAAGAAGACAUGCACCAAGGCCAGCUAGAAACGAAUCCAUCCGGGUAUCAUCGCUGGCAAAGCUACAGACACCGGGACAGAGGCUCCCUGGAACCGCGCUACAGCGGAAGCGAAAGCCCGUCUCCGAAAAGGAGGAAAGGAGUCGUCUGUUGGGAAAUAUCUCACAGCAGGAAUCCGAGGCCCUACUGGAGUCGAUCCCGGGGGUGGAACAGGAAUCCGAGGCCCUACUGGAGUCGAUCCCGGGGGUGGAACAGGAAUCCGAGGCCCUACUGGAGUCGAUCCCGGGGGUGGAGCAGGUCCCCACUCGGUGCUGGUGGCUGGCUCGGAGCCGAUUCCCCUCUCGAUGCUGAUCCCAGGCUCGGAGAAGAUCGGAACCACCGCGCCACUGUUCCUUAGCAAAGUCCUGAUCGCCAGCCAAGCCACAGACAUAUCAAAGUCCCCUAAAACGUUGAAGAAAAGGCACAGAAAGAGUAG